AGAGCUGCUCUAGACAUUUCUAAACAUGUUGGGAAGCGAGAAAGCUCUGACCUGUGCACCUUGCAAUAACAAUGUAGGGUUCCUGCAGAGGACCAACAGCCUGGAAGACAAGGGCCGGAUGGUCAGCUCCAUGAAGGAGAGGCAGUCUUCCAAGAGCCUGCUGGCCUGCGAGAACAGCGAGAAGGAAGCCAGGUUCCGACGCACCGAGACAGACUUCUCCAAUUUGUAUGCCAGAGAUCUGCUGCCCGCCAAGAACGGCGAGGAACAGACCAUGCAGUUCCUGCUGGAGGUCGUGGACACCCUCCUCAACUACGUGAGGAAGACGUUCGACAGAUCCACCAAAGUGCUGGACUUCCACCACCCACACCAGCUGCUGGAGGGCAUGGAGGGCUUCAACCUGGAGCUCUCGGACAACCCCGAGUCCCUGGAGCAGAUCCUGGUGGACUGCCGGGACACGCUGAAAUACGGAGUGAGGACAGGUAGGUUCUCGCACGAUACGUUUAAUGAAAAAGAGACUGAAAUCCUAGGGAUCAUCCGUAAAGGAACCCUGUGGAUUUCAGGCCGCUACCCGGGAGCCCCGCCUGUCCAGGUCCCUCUGAAUCGGAUAGAAAAUGCCCCCGAUGCUUUUUACAUACUGGCAGCAGGAGAACAGCAAGCAGAGUUUGUUUACAGCAGUAGCAAUUUAUCCAUGUUUACCUAUGAAAUUGCCCCUGUUUUUGUCCUCAUGGAGCAAAUAACACUGCGAAAGAUGAGGGAGAUUAUUGGAUGGUCAAAUAAAGAUGGUGAUGGAAUAUUCUCACCCGGAGGAGCUAUCUCCAACAUGUACAGCAUAAUGGCUGCACGCUACAAGUAUUUCCCUGAAGUCAAAACCAAAGGCAUGGCUGCAGUCCCCAAACUGGUUCUCUUUACCUCAGAACACAGUCACUACUCAAUAAAGAAAGCUGGAGCUGCGCUUGGAUUUGGAACAGACAAUGUGAUUUUGAUAAAAUGCAAUGAAAGAGGCAAAAUAAUACCAGCUGAUUUGGAGGCAAAAAUUUUGGAAGCAAAACAAAAGGGUCACAUUCCUCUUUUUGUAAAUGCAACUGCAGGCACAACAGUAUAUGGAGCCUUUGAUCCAAUACAGGAGAUUGCAGAUAUAUGUGAAAAAUAUAACCUCUGGCUCCAUGUAGAUGCUGCCUGGGGAGGUGGACUCUUAAUGUCCCGAAAGCAUCGUCAUAAAUUGAAUGGAAUAGAAAGAGCCAACUCGGUCACUUGGAAUCCACACAAGAUGAUGGGAGUGUUGUUACAAUGUUCUGCCAUUCUUGUCCGGGAGAAGGGCAUACUUCAAGGCUGCAAUCAAAUGUGUGCAGGCUAUCUCUUCCAGCAAGACAAACAGUAUGACGUAUCCUACGACACUGGAGAUAAGGCAAUACAGUGUGGUCGACAUGUGGACAUUUUCAAAUUCUGGUUGAUGUGGAAGGCAAAGGGGACAGUAGGAUUUGAAAAUCAGGUCAACAAAUGCCUGGAGCUGGCAGAAUAUCUCUACACUAAAAUCAAAAACAGAGAAGAGUUUGAGAUGGUUUUCGAAGGGGAGCCCGAGCAUACAAAUGUAUGUUUUUGGUAUAUUCCGCCAAGUCUCAGGGGCAUGCCAGACUGUGAUGAGAGAAGAGAAAAGUUACACAGGGUGGCACCGAAAAUCAAAGCACUUAUGAUGGAGUCAGGUACUACCAUGGUUGGAUAUCAGCCUCAGGGCAAUAAAGUCAACUUCUUCCGAAUGGUCAUCUCAAACCCAGCAGCAACUAAGUCUGACAUUGACUUCCUCAUUGAGGAAAUAGAGAGGUUGGGGCAGGAGCUGUAGUGGAGUGGUUGAAUUGUUUUGUUCUCUAAUUCACUGUUUUCCAGCACUGGCUACUUUUUUAACCCAGUUCUGCAGAACACGUUUGAAGGAUAUUCUCUUUCUGUAAGUUCCAGUCUCCUAAGACAUCCUUAAGCAACAUAACUAUAGGCUACUGAAAUAUACAUGUAUUGGUAGAUGAGAUUACUGAAGGAAAAUAUAUUAUCUUGAAGUUGAAGUGCUAUUGACUCUUACAUUGGUCUUGUUUAUUGUAGUCAGCAG
Messenger RNA from Opisthocomus hoazin, 2095 nucleotides. The record is from RefSeq and is a predicted model, not a curated record. Lineage: Eukaryota; Metazoa; Chordata; Aves; Opisthocomiformes; Opisthocomidae.